CUGCCGCCGCGGCGUGAGAACGUGUCGAUUCUCAGUCCCGCGCGGUCCCGAAGGAGAGCAAGCGAGAAAGAAAUAGAGAGAGAGAGAGAGAGAGAGGGUUCCCGUAGUUCAUCACGGUGUCACAUCGGCCGCAUCUCUCCUUAACUCGGCCGCGCGAAUGUCAAAUGAUCGUCAGUCAUGAUCUCCAGUGAGACGUCGCGGGCACCUCUGCUGAGCCUUCUCCUGCUAUGCACCCUCGUGGUCCCGAUGUAUGCCAGAUCCUGGGACUUAGCUGUGGUCAUCGGCAGCGAAAUCGACUUUUUCGCCCAAAACAAAACGCUCACGGGUCAGGCCAACAUUGGGGAAGCUGUCGCCUUGACCGGGGUAACGUACGACGACACCACUCGAACAAUGUACUUGUCCGAUACGAGAAACAACGUUUCCAUAUUCAGCAACGAUCUCACCAACAAGAACUUUACAUCGACCCCGUUGCUCAAGAAAGAGAACGGUACGCACGUCAUAGGGAUCGUCUUCGACGCGUCGUCGCGCACUUUGUUCUGGGCGGACGCUUUGAGGGAGACCAUCGCGAAGAUGCACGUGCCGGUGAACGGUGAACCGGGCGACCCUGUCGUUCUGCACAACCUCACCGGCCGCAAUCCGCGUGGCAUCGCUCUCGACGUGUGUAACAGCCACAUAUACUGGGCGAACAGUAACAAAUCGAGCCCCAGUAUCGAGCGUUCCAAUCUCGACGGGAGCAAUCGAACGAUCGUCAUCAACGAAAACCUGUACGAACCGCUGUCAGUGACGAUAGACCACACAGAACAGAAGCUGUACUGGGCCGACGAUGGCGAAGGGAUCCAUUUCAAGAUCGAACGCAGCAAUCUGGACGGCAGCAAGCGGGAGUUGUUGGUCCACAACAAACGUCAGCAGCCGGUCUACCUCGCCGUGGACAGCGAUUCGGUGUACUGGUCCGAUUGGGUGCAUAACGCGAUCUGGAGCAUGCCGAAGAACGCCAAGGAGGGCGACUAUCCAACUAAGUUCAAGUCCUACUACGAGUCCAAGCGGGACGCCGAUCCGGCCGGCAUCGUCACGCGCGACAACGUCGGCAAGAUCAACUGCACGGCGAUCGCGGCGAUGACGAAGAGACGGAUGAACAUCGCGAAGCCUGUCCAACGAUUGACGAACGAGACAUUCAACAACUUGACCACCAGCACGGAGGAAUCGGAAUUGACCACCGAGAGCUCCAUAUACUGCCUAAACGACGGCCAUCUGAAUAAAACGGACGGCACGUGUCGAUGUAAACCAGGGUUCAACGGAACCUUUUGCGAGAUCUCUCUCUGUCAUAACUACUGCCUUCGUGGUGAAUGUACCACAAAUCAUCGCGGGCUUCCCGAGUGCGAGUGUCCGGGCACAUUUAGCGGUGCUCGGUGCGAGAGGGACGCCUGCGACGGAUACUGCCUCCGUGAUGGCGAAUGUUCCGUCCGAGGUGGAGAGCCGUAUUGUAGCUGUAAAUAUUCCACGGGGACUCGAUGCGAAGAGGCGGAAGACAUCGCGGAGAUCUGCGCGAUCUACUGCGCGAACGACGUCGCCGAAUCGUCGAACGUCAACGUGACAUCCUGCAGGUGCACGCAGGACGACGCGCAAACGGCCCAGAGGAUGGUCAAGCUCAGCGACAACGUGGAGUACAGAAAGCUGCUGCUGAUAUUCCUCGUCCUCGCCACCGUAGCGCUCUUGUUUUUCGGCGGGGUCACCUGUUAUGUGGGCAUACUGCGAAAGAAACCGCGCGUGAAGAGGCGCUUCGUGGGUGUAACACCCCUUACGUCCCGGCCGCAGAUACCGGACAAUCAGUGCGAAAUUACCAUAGAGAAUUGCUGCAAUAUGAAUAUCUGCGAAACUCCGUGUUUCGAACCGAAAUUGUGCACCAUGGUGCCGAGGAGCAAUAGCUCGAAAAAAGAGGAGAAGAAUUCCUUGUUGGAUAACAUGGAGGGGAAUUCGUGCUAGCACAAGCUAAUCUCUCGUCGUAUGAAAUGGCGAAAAUUCUGCGGACUCCGCGGCACCGCCGCGAGCCACUCGCGGAACUAGUACUCGCGGGAUCCUCCGACCUCUCUGUGUAUGUACUGCGGCGGAUUCUACCCAUAGUUACUUCUCCAUCCGGAGUUCGAAAGUAGCCGCGCGUUAUUUCGGACACGCGCCGCCGUGUCGACGACGAUUACUUUCGCUCCGUCACGAGAAAGGAAGCCAAAGCCUCUUCUUAGGAAGUCCUGUUUCAUAUUAUGUCAUAUAAGUAGGGCUGUGUUAAUAGAACCAGUAAUUAAUUAGUAGUCAUAUUAAAUCUUUAUCGUGCGAUUUCGUUGGACGCCCGUUGGACGUCAAUAUUUUUCAGCGAUACGACGCGCCAAGUGCUUUUGCGUUUUCUCAAGGGACCGCUGGAUGCGCGAUUCCUUUCGCUCGCUCUCGACGCCGCACAAAGCCGAGCCGAGGAUUUUUUGGCCGUACUUACGAAACGCUUUCGUAAAUUUGCAUUACGUCCGUCGGCUGUAAUUUACGUCAUUGUCGCGGCAUGAACCUUGUGACAAUCGUUGAAGUUUUCGAGCGCGCGAUUACAAUUUAAGAGCGCGAAUCAUUUCUAAUCGCAGUAUAUAUUAUUAUAAAUUCUCUUAUAAUAAUAUAUAAUUGUGAUUAUAAAGUAUUACGAUAUCAAAAUUAGAAUUAUUUAUAAUUAAAAAAUUGUCAUAUGCGAUACCUGUGAACUUUCUCGAAAGUUCCAUUAAAUGUAUAACGAUGACACAGUUGAAUCGGUUUAGAGAAUUUCGCGAAAUUGUGAGCCUAGCAAAUUACGAGAUAUGUGACAAUGCAACGUUCCGAACUUUCGAUAUCGUAUCGCCGUGUCGAGAAGAUAUAUAUCUUUAUACCUUGAAAGCAAAAACGCAUCUCUUCAACUUUUAGCUUCGAUUUUAGAAGUUUUAGCAUUUUGAAACGUUCAGUCAAGUGCAUGCACGUAGAAAGUCAUGGGCAGAAUAGUUGUAACACUGUUUCCGAUGAAUUUCGCAGCGCAUUCUGUGUCUAAUAAGAGAAUUUGUUUUUUAGUAAUUUGCAGGGAGACACAUUUUUCCAUUGGAUGCGAAAUAUGUUUCGAAAUUCCACGGAUAUGCGACUAUUCUGCCCAUGAGCGCACAUAUAUUCUAUUAAUUGUAUCGAUUAUUUUAACGAAUGAGAGAACGUUGAGACUUUUUUAAUGAGAAUUUUGAAAUGAUUGGUGCUGAAAUGUUUACGAAUCCGAAGACUGCCGGUAUUAACGCUACUGAUCCCUCGCCACGGCCAUUUUGAUCGAUAAAGUCGAAAGCGAGAAAAUUCACGGUCAAAAUACAUGAAAUGAUAAAACAAAUACGUUAGCAAAAUAACACUUGCGAUCGGUAAUUAGGCAAAUUUGUGGGACGUUCUGAAGAAAUAUCUUUUUACUUUCAAUGUAUUUUGCAAGAAUUAUGAGCGUGUCAUUUUCUCAUAUUUCCAAUAUCGCUAAUCAAGAUGACCGCGCCGAGAAAACAGCAGUACCGAGGACUGAAAAAGAAACGAACAAUUUAUAAUAUAUAGCUUCUUCUCCGGCGCCUGAUCUAAUGUUCUACGGAUGUAACAAGCGAAAGGGAACGCGUGCGCGGUGCUUAGAAAUCUUUCCAUCACGUAGAAGUAGCUAUCGAACAACAACACACUACAAGCUCUCUGACGUGGAAAAAUUUCUCCCAGAAGCUUCCUUAUAUAUAUUCAUCUCGUCCCGUUCAUUUCUCUUAACAUAGAAUCGCUGUGUUGGUUGAAGGGAACUCUCACUCGUGCUGAAACAAUUUGGAGUGAGAACGACAGAGAGAGAGAGAGAGAGAGAAAGAGAGAGCAAGAAGUAAAGGAUAAAAAGGAAAACGUGUGGCGAUCGCGGUCACGGGGUGCGCAAAAGUUGCCUUAAGCGGUAAUUCUAAUCGUUGCUCAAAGUACCGUUGAGUACAUUCCUGAAGAAAUUUAGAUCGCGACGGUGACAAAUAGUUUCCGUUCUCGUAUAUAACACUGUCGACUGAGUCAACCGUCAACGGACUUUACAGUGCACAUAGAUAUGGAAUUAUCAUUGGUUUCAUUAUCAUAAACUACAUCUAUACGAUAGCCUGAAAUCGUCUUGGUAACACCCGUAACGCAGAUCUACGUUCGCACUGGCGGAAAAUCGAUUUGAUCAUUCUCGACAUUGCGACUUGCUAGUGCUGCACGUGUCGUAUGGGCUACGUUCCAAUGUUCACCACCGAUACUGAAAACCUACAGUUCUUGUUCACGUAUACUACAGAUUUUCAAUAUGGCAGCGAAUAUCGGAAUGCAGCUGCAGUGAUAGUUAAGACGUAAUUGUUCGUACGACAUGUAACAUCGACGGUUGUAACAGCGGAAACGAUCGAUUCGGUCCUCAUUCUGUUCGUGUAAACGCAGAUUACGGAUGUUACUAAUAAAGACCGGUCUUAGGUAAACGUGGUCAUUAAUCGCGCAAGUCAUAAUCCGGUAAUUCUCCGAUCACGACGAGCUCGAUCUUGCUUCUCGAUCGCGCCAAGUCUCGUAUCUCGAUCAGCGCGCUUUUGAUUCCAUUCUUAGGCCCGCAUUCGUCGCUUGACCCCCUCGUGAGACGAGAGUUUCAAGUGACGACGCACACACACACAGACACUGUGGAUUCGUAAAAUUACAUAACUAGAAACACGGGCCUUAACGAGUUCGCUUCGUAUUCCCGUACCACCAUUCUCUAUCAUUGAUACAUUUGAUCACACCGAGUACAAUACACAAAUAUAUAUAUAUAUAUAUAUAUAUAUAUAUAUGUGUGUGUGUGUACAGGAUGAGGCGUUUCAAACGGACUGCCUACUUACGCGUAACGUCCUCAUAACGUGCGAGGACCAGGGCCGUUUCGAACCAAGUCUGUUCGAGACUCGCACAGCUCUAUUUCAUCCGUUUUAAACGCCUCACCCUAUAUCACACUUUGUAUAUCACUCUAUACAUCAUCCUGUCCCGCGUCGCAUCGCGAACACCCUGCGUAUCUCUCGACACUGGUCGCUCGACGGCCGUGACGGAAAUCAAGCGGCAGUUUCACCUUAAUAGAUACAAAUGAUCUCGAAUCGGCAGCUAAUCUUCUUCAGACAUUUCUCCGCAUUCGUCGAGAGCGACGGAGAGAGAUAGCCGGUAGGUGCUCGCGAUGACAAGCGGCACGCCUUGUAUAACAUAUGUACAUGCUAUCAUGAGGUGUAUGCUAAACAAAGUAGGGAAACAUUGCCGAACGUUCAGAGUUACAAUGUGCGCGAUCCGCACUGUCGGAUCUUAGAUAUCUCGUUCACCGGAGCGACAAGUCGCGCUGAACGCAAACAAGAAGCGCGACAAUCCGCGCACCUUUGCGACGACUUUCCGACGUAUCUACGUACUUACCGUGUAUUAUUUAUGUACAAUCAGUAAUCGAUGUUCCACACUGCUGGUUUCCAAACAGGAUUCUAAUCUCGAGGAUCGCCACUUCCGCGCACGGUGAUCCUUCGCGGCGAUCCACCGAUCAGAUUGUUCACGAUCCUCUGACCCUGGGCGGGGAGGGAGAUUUUUCAGUCUUCUGUUUCUCUUCCGAACUUUUUUACUCCGUUGCGAAAGCGCGAGGAUUAUCCGCCAAUUUUAUUUCUCGAACCCCACCAAUUUCACUGGUAAAAGUGUCACGUUCGAAUCACGACGGUCCACCGCGGGCGAGAUGGAUGGCGCGGUGUGAAAUCGAUUUCAGUUCAAGCUGUCCUUAACACGUUGACUGCCAUAGGGAGCGACCGGGUUCACGAUUGUGCCGCAUCAUCUCGUCGAUUCGCGCAUAAAGCACUAAUUACAGCUAACGAGCUGGAUAUGCGGCCCAAUAGGGAGCUGAUGAGACCAACUGACAAAUAUACACAUCGGUAAAAGUAUGUACUUACUCCGGAGACAAUCCAUGGAGACCAGCGUGGCAGUGAACGCGUUCAGAUGAACGAUCGUAAACUUUAUUUCCCUCAACCGUACAUACAUUUGAACCAAUCUUAAUGCAGUUAGCAGUUAACGCGUAUAUAAUUUUUAUGUACACCAAAGUUGUUUUUAAUCGUAGCGGAGAGAACAUAGUACAAUUAUUGGUUUGCGAGAAUUGUCAUACGUUGAGUCGAUGGGUUUGAUCAGUUGCAAUGUUGUAUGGAAAAAUGGCACCACAGUAAGAGAGAGAGAGAGAGAGAGAAAUUUAUUACUUAAUUUUAAUCUCAUGUCGCGCAGGGAAGCAAACCGAUAAUUACCAUGUUGUUCAUUGAUUAUAUGUUUAUGAGGUUUACGUUAUUCUUUAUAAUACGGAAGAAUGUUCCUGUCGUCGUGACAAACAAAUCAUUCGCAAUAUACAUGACGAUACUUUUUUGUUCCUGUAUACGAUAGAUACUACUUAAAUCGUCAUCGUCUCUUUGGUUUUUAAAUCUAACGUAUAUAAUUUUGUACUAAACGUUUGCGAUAUUUGCCGAGCUAUAUAUAUAUGUAUAAAAUUAUAUAAUUAUAUGUAUAUAUAUAUAUACAUAUUAUAUAUAUAUAUAUAUAUAUGUAUACACACACGUAUCAUAAAAAAUAUUUGUGUUUGGAAAAUAGCCCUCUCCCGCACACUCAUCCCCAGAGAUGGGAUAGUGGAUUUAUGGUGAAAGGGUUAUAUUCCUAAGAUAUAAAUACUACAACGAUGCACAAUAUGCAAUACGUCUGAACACGUUGUGUUAUUGUAAAUCGAGCUUUCAAAAUUUUCUCGAGAAAUUUUUCGUCAUAUAUAGCGCAUUCUCAAAUUAUUGAUUGAUAAUCUGAAUUGUGUUUAGAUUCAGGCUCAAUUGCAUAUUCUUAACUAUAUCUUACGUUAUAUGUAAUUCGUGGAAAUAGUUAAAAUACGCUGCAUUUUUUUCCAGAUUGAUCUGCGUUAUCCCGUAACACAGAUCAAUUGUUUUGAAUAUUCGAUGAUUAUAUAUCUUUCUUAAAGAUAAUACAUUUUCAGGAUAAAAUUAAUCUUAAAUUUUAUUGUUGUUGAGAUUAUGCUUAAAUCGUUCGAUCAUGCGGUCGAACGAUCCAAGACAUGUCUAACGCGAUUUCGGUAACGUACUGCAUAUUUUGCAUCCUUUUGCAAUGGUUAUAAUAUGCUGGUUGCUAUUGUAUACAGAUAAAAGUGAAAUAAAACGGAUCAUCUCUUAUUA
Messenger RNA from Dinoponera quadriceps, 7187 nucleotides. RefSeq names its product protein cueball (gene cue). The record is from RefSeq and is a predicted model, not a curated record. The transcript is spliced from 7 exons. NCBI's taxonomy places the organism in Eukaryota, Metazoa, Arthropoda, Insecta, Hymenoptera, Formicidae. The coding region runs from base 178 to 1980 and encodes 600 amino acids.